Messenger RNA from Antrostomus carolinensis (chuck-will's-widow), 267 nucleotides. RefSeq names its product replication protein A3 (gene RPA3). The transcript is spliced from 3 exons. Gene Ontology annotation, molecular function: damaged DNA binding; single-stranded DNA binding. Gene Ontology annotation, cellular component: site of double-strand break; DNA replication factor A complex; nucleus. The record is from RefSeq and is a predicted model, not a curated record. Gene Ontology annotation, biological process: DNA replication; mismatch repair; base-excision repair. NCBI's taxonomy places the organism in Eukaryota, Metazoa, Chordata, Aves, Caprimulgiformes, Caprimulgidae. The annotation marks the transcript as partial.
GUUCAUCCCACUGGUAAGCUGUUCGUGCUGUCGGAUGGAGAAGGAAAACACACGACUGUGGAGCUGAGCGAACCUCUAGAUGAAGAGAUCUCGGGAGUUCUUGAAGUAGUGGGGAGAGUAACAAAUCAGGCAACCAUCAUGUGCAUGUCAUAUGUCCAGUUCAGAGAAGAUAAAAGUCCAUUUGAUCUGGAACUCUACAAUGAAGCACUAAAAAUUAUUCAUGAAUUCCCCGACUACUUCCCGUUUGGUACUGGGAGGAACAAUUGA